GGGUGUGCGUUUUGCAGCCAUUAUGACAGGCCAAUUCGGGUCACUGGGUAAUUGUGUUCUGACAUGACCCUGUCUGAAACAAUGGCAGUGUCAUAGAUGAUUUAGCUUUCGCAAUUAUGGAAAACAAAUGAAUAUACCAGUGGUUAGAUGUAGUCUGUUAAAGCAUCCACUGUUACACAAAUUAGUCAUUUCUGAUUAUGGAAAUAAUAUGGGAAUAAAUGGAUGAUAUAGGUUUCUCCUUACUGGAAAUUACUAGGACUUAUUGGUAAAAAUUAGCUAAAAAGUUGUGGAUUUCAACUGAACAAAAUUAGACUCUUGGAGAGUUUAAAUGCAAAACUGAGGUUAUACACUUGCACAAUUGUGUAGAUUCAUCAUCAUCAUCAUUAUGCUGCACGGCCCCCAGUAUUUUAACCUGGUCAUGUGGCACGUGGUUGGUGAGGACAGAGGCAAUGUCCAGGUGCAUGACAAUAAUUACACUCUGGCUAAUUGUCUUUGACAAGUUGACAUUAAUGUGUAAGCCUUACGAUCAUGUGAUACAUAGAAAUCCUUGCCUUGUCUGUACAGUGAGGCGAGGGAUAAUCAGAUCACAGUUACUGUAACUCAGUUGGCUGUGGCCUUGAUGAUGAAUAAGCUCUUUGAACAAUAUCCACACGCAUUUAGGGAUAUUUUUUGUUUAUUUCACGGCGAACAGGACAACAGGGCGAGGAGGAUUAUAUCUGUGAUGGUAUUGCGGCUCUGGGAAUGAAUAGUGGAACUUGAACUCAAGGUCACUACGAAAAGGUGCUCUCAAUAAUGAGAGUGACAGUUUUCUGUUGAGAGGUAAAAAGUUCAAGUUUAAAAUUCAACCACCAGCAGCGUGAUGGGUCAGCGACUGAGCGAGGAGUGGGAGGACAAAGAGAUCGAUGUGGCCGAGCUGCAGGAGUGGUACAAGAAGUUUGUUGUGGAAUGCCCCAGCGGCACGCUCUUCAUGCACGAGUUCAAGAGCUUCUUUGGGGUGACAGAAAACCAGGCCGCUGCAGACUAUAUAGAAAACAUGUUCCGAGCCUUUGAUAAGAAUGGGGAUAACACCAUUGAUUUUCUGGAGUAUGUGGCAGCCUUGAACUUGGUGCUACGGGGCAAACUGGAGCACAAGUUAAAAUGGACGUUUAAGAUGUAUGACAAGGACGGCAGUGGCUGCAUCGACAGGGCAGAGAUGAAGGAGAUUGUGGAGGCCAUCUAUCGCAUGAAGAAAGCAUGUCAUGGGGAGCUGGAUGAGGAGUGCAACUUACUCACCCCAGACCAGGUUGUGGACCGGAUAUUUGAACUGGUGGAUGAGAACGGAGAUGGGGAGCUCUCGCUGGACGAGUUUGUGGACGGCGCCAGGCGAGACAAGUGGGUCAUGAAAAUGCUGCAAAUGGAUGUCAACCCAGGGGAGUGGUUCAGUGCUAGACGCGGCAGCACGGAAGUCUGAACCCAAAAUAAGAAUCCGACACUCACUGUGGACCCUGAAUGGACAUGGGAGUCCCAAGCGCACUCGAAUGGAAACGCAAGAGCGUCAUGAAUGUCCCAUAAUCCCUUCCACUAGUGCGGACCCUUGUCUUUAUCUUCAUCCAAUAUCUAACCUAAAGCCCAACCAUGGAGCCCUAUGAUAAAAGGACAACCUCGAUGACUCUUUCAUGAAUCAUAAUCCUUCAUAUAAUCCUGAACACUCAUAGGGAGACAGAUGAGCUCUUCUGGACACAUCUACCACUUUCAUAUUGUGUCUGUUGUUAUUAUUACGGCUUCUGUCGGUUGCAUGUUUUGUGAAUAUUUUCCCAGGCAACUGAAUUCUGUUUGGUGCCUCUCCCUUCUUUUAGGUUCAUUGCUUUACUUAUAGCAAUAAUGGAGUGAUACACUUUUCAACCUUGCAUAUAGUGCAUAUGCACUUACCCAAAUAGUUCCUUUCUCUAGUUAUCAUGAAAAAUAAGUAAAUAACAAGCAAAAACAUUUGUGUCUAUACAUGUAUUUGUGUAUGCCUUGUUUGUGUAAUAGAUUUGAUGUAUGUUUUUGAACUGUGAAGGG
This is a messenger RNA of Alosa sapidissima (American shad), 2040 nucleotides long. It is a transcript of the gene guca1b, whose product is annotated as guanylate cyclase activator 1B. The record is from RefSeq and is a predicted model, not a curated record. Lineage: Eukaryota; Metazoa; Chordata; Actinopteri; Clupeiformes; Clupeidae. The transcript has 4 exons. Gene Ontology annotation, cellular component: cone photoreceptor outer segment; photoreceptor inner segment. Bases 860 to 1450 code for a protein of 196 amino acids. Gene Ontology annotation, molecular function: calcium ion binding; calcium sensitive guanylate cyclase activator activity. Gene Ontology annotation, biological process: visual perception.